CUCUCUCUAGUUUCUAGAGAGAAAGGAAGCAGGAAAGAGAGAGUAGUGGACUCACUAUUAACGCCGAAGCGACCGUUAUUCUGGGGUAUGACUUGAAUAGGCGCCGGCAAACCAUCAGUACAGAGGCAUCUGCCAUUAAAGUCUCUGAUUUGAUUGCCUCAACCCCUUUCCACUCCACCGUCACCGGAAAACCACCCUUCUCCAAAAACCGGUUUUUGGUUACCAGGACCACAUACGAAACCCCCUCUCCCUCUCUCUCUCUCUAACACACCAAAACUAAGCCCCCAACCCCUAAAAAAUCAAAUCCAAAUCCAAAUCCAAAUCCAAAGUCCGUUCUUCUCUCUCUCUCUCUCAGGCCCAACCCUUCAAAACUCAAGACCAAACCUCUUCAAAAAUCUCUCUCUCUCUCAUAACCAGAGACCCAACCCCUACAAAAAUCAAAAUCCAACUUGGUUCGGCCCCCCUCUCUCACUCGAGUUUCUCUCUCGUUUUGUCUGUAACAAAAACCCGAUUUCGACAAGGCAUUUUGCAGGGGAUCCAUGGUUUUCCGGCAAUCUCUCAAUUCCCAUCUAGACCCCGGCGCUCAAGAGUUCCGACCUACCUUGCCCCCAAAUCUCCAGCCCCAAUCCAUACAAGUCCGAGAAUCCCAUCAAGGUCAAGCUCAUCAUUCCCAGCAUGCGCACCAAGCUCAAGCCCACCAGGCCCAAGUCCUGGCCCAUUCCCAAGCUCCAGGGGUCAUGGCAAUGGUGCAGCAGCCGAUUUACUACUCCUAUCCCUACAGUUCUGUCAUGCCUGUCUAUGGUUACGGGCAGGCCGGCGGUGGCGGCGGUCAUUUGGCAAGGGAAGGAGCGACACGCACCCUGCUGCUUAGCUCGGUGCCUGUAGAUGCAAGUGAGGGAGCUUUGAGGCGGGAAUUGGAGGUUUAUGGGCCGCUGAGGGCGCUGCAUAUGGAGAGGGUGCGGGAGGGUUUGGUGGUUGUGCAUUACUACGAUCUACGGCAUGCUCAGCGCGCUCUAGCAGAGAUACAGGCCCAGCAUGUGGCUCACCAGGCACGCAUUGCUAUGUGGCAUAGGGCGACUGUGGCGGGGCAAGGGUUUGGGCAUGGGGUUGGCCAGGGUCAGGGGCAUGGGGUGAUAUUUUGGAGGGGAGUGUGGGCCCAGUAUGUGGGGGCGGGGUGGGGAGGCGGCAGAGAGGGGGAGAAUCAGGGGACGCUGGUGGUAUUCAAUUUGGCGGAGGAGGUCACCAUGGGGAACCUCAAGGAGAUUUUCGAGGCUUUUGGUCCCGUGAAAGAGCUUAGAGAAACUCCAGCGAAGCGCCAGCACCGCUUUGUCGAGUUCUUCGACAUAAGAGAUGCGGCCAAGGCCCUGACCCAGAUGAACGGCAAAGAAAUUGCUGGAAAGCGCCUCAAGAUUGAAUUCAGCCGCCCCGGUGGCCAUGCCAAACGACAUCCAGCAGCUGGGAUCCUCCCCCAUGGUGGCGACGCCACCGUCCCUUCAACACAAAAUGCCCAUUUUACACCUACAUGUUUUCCACAAAAUCGACCCAUAUACCCUCACCCUUCCCCUCCUCGGUGCGUUAUCAACCGUCCUGAAAGACCAUUAUGGCAAAACACAGGGCCUCCUGUCUCAUGUGGCAGUGGGUUUCCUUCAAGGAGUGGCGGAUUCCGGCCAGUUUCCAGGCGAAAUGGUGCUGCCUCCGCCUUUUCAAGUGGUGGCUCCGCCAAGUUUACCGCUGGUUCUUCUAGCUCCAGAAGUGGUUUUAGAACUGGUGAUAAUAAUAAUUUUAAUAUGGGGAAGAGAGGGAGGGGAGAUGGCAGCAGUUUUGGUGUUCAAGGAGGCGCCACCACCACCACUGAGCGACACCACCAUGGGCCCAAGUUUCUUGGCGGAGGAAGGGGCGCAGCUCAGGCCAAAGGGGAAUCACGGUUUAGGUUCGACGAGGCUACGGCCGAGUCGAACUCCAGUGAUGCGAGGACAACGUUGAUGAUAAAGAACAUCCCCAAUAAGUAUAGUCAGAAGCUUUUGCUGAACAUGCUGGACCAGCACUGCAUCAACUGCAACGAGAAUGCCACUGGUGACGAGCCAUUAUCCGCAUAUGAUUUCGUCUAUUUGCCCAUUGAUUUCAAGAACAAGUGCAACGUGGGGUAUGGGUUCGUGAAUUUUACAUCGCCCAAGGCCACAUGGAAGCUCUACAAGGCCUUCAACGAGCAACGAUGGGAGGCUUUCAACUCUCGCAAAAUAUGCCAAGUCACCUAUGCCCGACUCCAGGGCUUGGAGGCGUUGAAGGAACACUUCAGGAACUCGAAGUUCGCAUGCGACAUCGAUGAAUAUCUCCCCGUCGUCUUCUCCCCCCCUCGUGACGGCAAAUCCUUGACCCCGCCCCUCCCUAUCUGCGGUCACAAGAUCCGCCGCCCAUCGCCACCUCCUCCUCCCUCUACCGCCGCCUCAUCUUCCUCUGAAGAGGAGAAUGACAUGGGGAGAAGAGCAAGAGAUAGUGGGUCAUGUGCUGAUGAGGAAGAGGAAGGGGAGGCCGAGGACUUUCUUCCCACUUCGGAAGUCAUGCUCUCCCCCACCACUUCGAGUCAUCUUGUUAAGAUUGGGGAAGAGGGAGACAGUGGACAAUUUGGCAACACCACUACCUCCUCCGUGGUCACUUGCUCGCCGGGAAAUGACCAACAGCACGCUCCUCGCCCUCGGAGUUGCGCGCAGGUAAGCUGAUGGGUGCUCCAAAUCUGCAUCAGGGACCUCUCUCUCUCUGUUUGUCGUUGUAUGUCCAUGUGUUCUCCCUCUCAUUUUAUUUCUCCCCUCGCAUUUUAUCUGUUUCUAUCUAUUUCCAGCCCUCCUCUCUCCGCGGAGCUUUGUGCGCUGCAUCAUUUGUAUCUACUCUUUCUCUCUCUAGACGUGUCUUAUGUAGCAUUCAUCAGUCAGUGAUAGAUGGUUGGGUUUACUUCGUUUUUAUUUUCUACGACAUCAGAAGAAUUCAACUGUUGUAUCGUGAUCAAAAUUAUACGUGAAGAAUUACCUCCUUUUCUUUUACUUUUUUUACC
Messenger RNA from Amborella trichopoda, 3046 nucleotides. Its product is annotated as protein terminal ear1. Lineage: Eukaryota; Viridiplantae; Streptophyta; Magnoliopsida; Amborellales; Amborellaceae. The record is from RefSeq and is a predicted model, not a curated record. Gene Ontology annotation, molecular function: RNA binding.